CCGACAUCCACCCAUCCAUGAAACCACAGUAGUCUACACCACCUUGGUGAAUUGAUUUAUUGUCUAGCUGUUGUUGCUCUGUGACAGAAAAAGAUGCAGAAGAGGAGGAAGCCGGAGCCGAUCACUCUCAACCCGAUUCCAGAUGGGAACGCGAUAAACGGAACCGGGUCUUCGGAGACCAACCUGGAGGCGCUCCAGAAGAAGCUGGAGGAGCUGGAGCUGGACGAGCAGCAGCGGAAGCGUCUGGAGGCCUUCCUCACGCAGAAGCAGAAGGUGGGCGAGCUCAAGGACGACGACUUUGAGAAGAUCUGCGAGCUGGGCGCCGGCAACGGAGGAGUGGUCUUCAAGGUCUCGCACAAACCCUCGGGACUCAUCAUGGCACGCAAGCUGAUCCACCUGGAGAUCAAGCCGGCCAUCCGUAACCAGAUCAUCAGAGAGCUGCAGGUGUUGCAUGAGUGCAACUCGCCCUACAUCGUGGGCUUCUACGGAGCCUUCUACAGCGACGGGGAGAUCAGCAUCUGCAUGGAACACAUGGACGGUGGAUCCCUGGAUCAGUCCCUGAAGAAGGCCGGCAAAAUCCCUGAAGAGAUCCUGGGCAAAGUCAGCAUCGCAGUGAUCAAAGGCCUGUCGUACCUGAGGGAAAAGCACAAGAUCAUGCACAGAGACGUGAAGCCUUCCAACAUCCUGGUGAACUCGCGCGGGGAGAUCAAGCUGUGUGAUUUCGGCGUGAGCGGUCAGCUCAUCGACUCAAUGGCCAACUCGUUCGUAGGAACGCGCUCAUACAUGUCUCCGGAGCGGCUGCAGGGCACCCACUACUCGGUGCAGUCGGACAUCUGGAGCAUGGGCUUGUCGUUGGUGGAGAUGGCCAUCGGCCGCUUCCCCAUCCCGCCCCCGGACGCCAAGGAGCUGGAGCAGAUCUUCGGGCAGCCCGUGGAGGGAGACCCCUCGUCCACAGAGGCCUCCCCCAAACCCAGGCCCCCCGGCAGGCCCGGCAGCUCCUACGGUCCUGACAGCCGUCCUCCAAUGGCGAUCUUUGAGCUGCUGGACUACAUCGUCAAUGAACCUCCUCCAAAGCUGCCAGGGAUCUUCAGCGCCGACUUCCAAGAUUUUGUUAAUAAAUGCUUAAUCAAGAAUCCAGCAGAAAGGGCAGACCUGAAGCAGCUGAUUGUCCACCCCUUCAUCAAGCAGUCCGAGGCUGAGGAGGUGGACUUCGCCGGCUGGCUGUGCAGCACCAUCGGCCUGAACCAACCUGUGACCCCCACCCACAGUGCCGGGGUGUGAGAGCGUGACCCCUGCUGACACACACGCUGACACACACACACACACACACACUCAACAGCCAUGCCAAACAAGUCCCUCUGCCAACCCCAAGCAAAGACACACUCUCUCACACACACACCCUCUUUCCCAUCAUGCACUAACCAACUGGCUACCAUGUGCUAACACCAUUACACAAGAGUCUGCCAAUCAAUGAACAAAUUAGCCAAUCACUGCCUCAUUCCACAUCACAACUGGACGGGUCCCCCAGCACAGGUCGGUGAGAUGAGCAGUGCUGAGGGAGACCAGCGCUGACAGUAGACUGUUAGGCCUGUUUCAGACUGCAUGUGUUGUGUGUGUGUGUGUGUGUGUCCGAUGGCUGUGUAAUGUCUUGAUGUUAGUGGUCAGUGCAUUCACUGUCUCAAGUGUGGCUGAAAAUGUUAAUGAAUAUCAGUGAAUUCAGUGAGGUUCCACAGCCAUCUCUCUCUCGCUCACACACACACACACACAAUACAUCCACUAUGACCCACUAACAGACCCUAUGGAUGCCGUCUGUGAAUUCCAUUUUUGAUAUCUGAGCUCAACUGUGUUGAUUGGCUGGGAUUAUUAAUGGUUCGGUCUCAGCCACUGUAUCCUUCCCUUUCACAGACAGGACGGUGUACCAAUUCAGUUUUGUUGUAUAGCUAAUGCUUAACACACGGCAAAAGGGCCAUGUGGACCAAUUGUGCUAAAUUGGGCAAAAGGGGAGUCUACAAUCACAGACUGCACCUUCAAUGAUGUCAGCACAAAAACACAUCAACCUCAACAAGGACAUAUCUUAAGCUUUAGAGACGAUCAAGCCACUUCAAUCAACCAACUCUGAUGAAACCAUGGGUGUAUACUACAAAGGGAGACCAGUGGCAUGUUAAGCAUAAAGCCUGAAGUGUGUUUGAAUUUGACAGGCACAUGUUCGCCCCCUUGAUCUUUUAAAUCUGAGCAUAGUGUACAAAUGGUCAAUGGUUUACUUGAAAUGGCCAGUAUGAGCGCAGUCGUCAAGAACUAGAACACACCUGGUACUUUAGGCUCAACGGAUCUUUUGUAUCCUAUUAUACCCCUUCUGAGUCUCAUAGUUCAGUUUGCCAGGUAAGUGGAACACUGAAGGGCAGAAGAGCACUUUAUAAAAACUUUGACCCAUGAUCCAGAUUAAGUUGAAUUUUUAAUCCCCACCCCCCCAGUUAAUUUAGCCAUUUGACAUGUUGCUUGUUGGCCGAAUGGACAAGAAUCUCUUUCCUAACUGUACAGGUUUCAAAGCCAUAGGAACACUUAAGUGUAAAAACUGAAUGCAAACCCAUCACACUACACGUUUUCCUUGAUUUAUAUUUGUACAAGUGGCUUCAUCCUGUUAAAAGGACCAUUGCAGCUAUGGUCAUCUGCAGUCCCUUCAAUAUGCGUAUUUAUGAUAGGGAGUAGACAUUCCCAGCCUUAUACCUCUGCUCUACCCCAUGAGUCUUUGUGCUAAUGUGUUUCAAAAAGAAUCUGUUGGAAAAUGUAGGGAUAUUUGUGUUCAAUAAACUUGCAGUUUAUU
Sardina pilchardus (European sardine) is the source of this 2821-nucleotide messenger RNA. RefSeq names its product mitogen-activated protein kinase kinase 1 (gene map2k1). The transcript has 12 exons. Lineage: Eukaryota; Metazoa; Chordata; Actinopteri; Clupeiformes; Clupeidae. The record is from RefSeq and is a predicted model, not a curated record. Gene Ontology annotation, molecular function: protein kinase activity; ATP binding. Gene Ontology annotation, biological process: protein phosphorylation. Bases 94 to 1281 code for a protein of 395 amino acids.